This is a messenger RNA of Dipodomys ordii (Ord's kangaroo rat), 467 nucleotides long. RefSeq names its product DNL-type zinc finger (gene Dnlz). Gene Ontology annotation, cellular component: mitochondrion. Lineage: Eukaryota; Metazoa; Chordata; Mammalia; Rodentia; Heteromyidae. Gene Ontology annotation, biological process: protein stabilization; protein folding; protein import into mitochondrial matrix. The record is from RefSeq and is a predicted model, not a curated record. The coding region runs from base 1 to 360 and encodes 119 amino acids. Gene Ontology annotation, molecular function: zinc ion binding; protein-folding chaperone binding. The transcript is spliced from 3 exons.
AUGGAGGCCGGCUGCCUGGGGGCGGGGCUACGACGGGGCGGGGCCUCCCAGGUCUGUGAGACCCGGUCCUCCAAGCGCAUCUCAAAGCUAGCCUAUCACCGGGGUGUGGUCAUCGUGACCUGCCCGGGCUGCCAGAACCACCACAUCAUCGCCGACAACUUGGGCUGGUUCUCUGACCUGGACGGGAAGAGGAACAUUGAAGAGAUCCUGGCAGCCAAAGGGGAGAAAGUACGCCGGGUGGCUGGCGAAGGAGCUCUGGAACUGACUUUGGAGCCUGGGGGGGCUCCAAGCUCCCCCACUGCCCCAGAAGAGGGUGAAGGUGAGGAUCCUGCCCACCCCAGCCAGACAGAGCAGAGAUGACUUGUGUGGUGCUUGCCUGUGGACUCCUGCCUUCCACAAAAUGCUUCCAUCAGUCCCGGCCUCUCAGACUCUGCCUGCUUCUUGUCAGUAAACAAACGUCACCUUCA